This is a messenger RNA of Micropterus salmoides (largemouth bass), 993 nucleotides long. RefSeq lists its product as uncharacterized. The transcript is spliced from 2 exons. The coding region runs from base 188 to 709 and encodes 173 amino acids. NCBI's taxonomy places the organism in Eukaryota, Metazoa, Chordata, Actinopteri, Centrarchiformes, Centrarchidae. The record is from RefSeq and is a predicted model, not a curated record.
ACAAGUACGCUGCUUUCAUCCAACAGACGAGACAGACACCAACUGCAGGACCCAGCAGCGCUUUCACCCGCAGCAGAAAGUAUACUUAAGCUGUAGUUGCAGCACAUUUGGAGGCACUGUUAUAGACCGUAUUUGUUACUGUUAUUACCAACUAAGAGAUAACCUGGACCUGGCACACGGCAAAGAGAUGCAGCUCCUGAUUCAUUUCACUUUGGUGUCGAUUGUUUUGACCUCGAUUCUGAAAACCCUAGACUCAGACCAAGAGCUGCAGGACAGUGGGUUCGGUCAACCGCCGCCUCGCCACGGCCUGAAGUUGCUGGUGUGGUACGUACAGAACUGCCUGGACAACAACAUGGUGGCUCUGUGUGAUCCCACUCGCGGAGAGUACGGAUUUCAUGUGUUUCUGAACCGAGGGCCCAAGCAUCUGCUUCCAGUGAUAAAGGACAAAAAGCAAUACAGGUACUACACCAUCGGAAACCUCCACGCUCCUCAUGCCGAGGACCUGCCAUAUGAAGUAAGGAAGUACUACAACCGCAGCGACCCUGAAAGUAACAUGGACAGAGUUUUGGUGAUAUACAACAACAACAAUAAACACAUUGAGGAGAUCUACGCAUCUGCACAUUAUAAGGCAAAAGAGACAUACAAAAUUGGCCCCAAUCUUCUUGCCUCUCUUCGACAGCCAUUUGCUUUCAUUAGCAUAGAAAUGUAAUGAUGCAAAAUAUCUCUGACAUCUUUAAAAGCUGUGUGACUCUUUAUGAAUCCUGAUGGAAUUCCAAACAUGUUUUAAACAAUCUUGAUGGAUGUAUUUGGCUUCUGCUUAUCUUUGGGGGGGUAGUGCUAGACUAGCUUUUGACGAGCUGUUAAGGAUUGAAUUUGAGUCAGGAAAGUGUGUGUGUAAAGCUGCACAGCCUGCCUGCUUGUAAAAUAUACAGUACAGAAUGCUUUGAGGAAGUUUCUUUAGCCAAAUAAAAGAAGUUCAAAUGUGCUGCUUAA